GCCUGCGUGCGGGAUUCCUCUGUGUCCUGCUCGCUUUAGGUAUUCCGAAUGUCUUCGACAAGCGAUGCGUACCAUUUCGACGGGCAUCCUUCGGCACAUUCCUUUCCAGUAUUACGAACGCUUCCUACAGCACGAUAACUUCGGCUCCAGUAAACGCUCUUCACCAUCUCCUCGCCGCCAAUUCAGAUUAGGUAACCGGCAGCCCUUCAACGGGCAAUCCCUUCGGCCUCAGCUAGUGUCCUCGGCUACAACCAUCCCGCUUUACUUCUGCUAUCCCGGUGGUUUUCAAGAGACAAUACCUUCCUCCGAACUCAGCCAGCGUCCCAAUGGCGUAUCGUGUAUCUAUGCUCGCUUCGCGUAUCCAGAAGGUUUCCAAAGCACAAUCCCUUUGUAUCGACGAACGUUCUUGACCACGUCCCCGGACUUCACUUCACUCAUCCAGAAGAGCUUCGAUACGCAAUUGCUUUCAUAUCCAUGGGCAGAUAUCCAUAGGCCGCUUCACGUAGCCCGAAGGCCUCCAAGAGACAAAGCAGAUGUGAAGUAUUAUAUUCUAUGCCGUCUACCCAACAAUGGCCCGCGGCAGGCAGUCCUUCCCCGCCGUAGUCGUCGUCGUCGUCGUCGUCUUCCUCCUCCUCCUCCUCCUCCUCUCUCCUGUUGUCGUGGCGGAGCGAUCUGAGCCCCUCGGCGGGCUGUGGUUGGGCAGCAGCAUGCUACGAGGGCGGACACGGCGGAACUGAGACGAAACAAGCGCUCAUCGGUGACGGGU
Molecule: messenger RNA, 766 nt
Organism: Trematosphaeria pertusa
Lineage: Eukaryota; Fungi; Ascomycota; Dothideomycetes; Pleosporales; Trematosphaeriaceae
Exons: 1
Coding region: 65-676 (203 amino acids)
Source: RefSeq, a predicted model, not a curated record